GUGUUCCCUAAUGUUCCGGCGCCUGGGAUGCCAUGUGCCGGUGAAGACAGGAGCAUAUACAGGAGAGGUGCUCGACGGUGGCGGAAGCUAUAUCGGGUCAAUGGACACAUCUUCCAGGCGAAACGGUUUAACAGACGGGCGUUCUGUGCCUUCUGCCAAGACCGCAUCUGGGGUCUGGGCAGGCAGGGCUUCAAGUGCAUCCAGUGCAAGCUGCUGGUGCACAAGAAGUGCCACAAGCUGGUGCAGAAGCCGUGCUCCAACGAGCACGUGGACCCGGUCGAGGUCAAGGAUGAUGCCAACGGCGAGACGACGCUCGGACGCGCAUCUUCCGUCAGAUCGCGUGCGGAACCUGAGCUGCCUCUACCGGAAACGCCGCCGGCGCCAGCCGCCAGUCUUGUGCCUCGCGAAGACUUGGAACCAGGCUCGCAGCGCCAGUACUCGCUCGAAGACUUCGAGCUUAUCAGGGUCAUCGGCAGAGGAUCCUACGCUAAGGUGCUAAUGGUGGAAUUGAAGCGCACGAAGCGCGUGUACGCGAUGAAAGUGAUCAAGAAGGCCCUAGUGACGGACGACGAAGACAUCGACUGGGUUCAGACUGAGAAGCAUGUUUUCGAAACUGCUUCCAACCACCCCUUCCUUGUGGGGCUGCAUUCCUGCUUCCAGACGCCCAGCCGGCUGUUCUUCGUCAUCGAGUUUGUUAGAGGAGGAGAUCUUAUGUUCCACAUGCAACGGCAACGGCGAUUACCCGAAGAACACGCGCGUUUCUACGCCGCCGAGAUAUCUCUAGCGCUUCACUUCUUACACGAACGUGGCGUAAUCUAUCGAGACCUGAAGCUAGACAACGUACUAUUAGACCACGAGGGACACAUCAAGCUAACCGACUACGGCAUGUGCAAGGAGGGCGUUCGCCCCGGCGACACGACGUCCACAUUCUGCGGCACGCCCAACUACAUAGCGCCGGAGAUCCUGCGCGGCGAGGAGUACGGCUUCUCCGUGGACUGGUGGGCUCUCGGAGUACUCACCUACGAGAUGCUGGCCGGCCGCUCGCCCUUCGACAUCGCGCAGGCGGCCGACAACCCCGACCAGAACACGGAGGACUAUCUGUUCCAAGUGAUUCUAGAGAAGACGAUUCGUAUCCCCCGUUCGUUGUCCGUAAAGGCAGCGUCGGUGCUGAAGGGGUUCCUCAACAAGAACCCCGCCGAGAGGCUCGGCUGCGGGGAGAACGGGUUCAUGGACAUCGUCAGCCAUCCCUUCUUCAAGAGUAUCGAGUGGGAGAUGUUGGAGCAGAAACAAGUGGUGCCUCCGUUCAAGCCGCGGCUGGAGGGCGAGAGAGACCUCGCCAACUUCCCGCCCGAAUUCACCGACGAGCCCGUGCAUCUCACACCGGAUAACGAUACGGUGAUAGCUGACAUUGACCAAUCGGAGUUCGAGGGCUUCGAGUACGUGAACCCGCUGCUGAUGUCGCUCGAGGACUGCGUGUGA
Chilo suppressalis (striped riceborer) is the source of this 1479-nucleotide messenger RNA. The record is from the annotation of a GenBank genome assembly. NCBI's taxonomy places the organism in Eukaryota, Metazoa, Arthropoda, Insecta, Lepidoptera, Crambidae.